Messenger RNA from Ilex paraguariensis (yerba mate), 459 nucleotides. NCBI's taxonomy places the organism in Eukaryota, Viridiplantae, Streptophyta, Magnoliopsida, Aquifoliales, Aquifoliaceae. The record is from the annotation of a GenBank genome assembly.
AUGCUCUCAAUCAAUGUCAUUGGUUCUCUGGCCUCAAAGUCAAUUCUACUAAUAGUUAUUUCAUCCGCAUCAGGUAUUGACAGUGCUGAAAAACAGAUGGUCUCACUCUCCGAUUGCGUUGGAUUUGCUAGUGGAACUCUUCCCUUGUGGUAUUUGGAAAUCUACUUAUGUUGUAAAGCUAAAUGUGGAGAUUGCAUUUCUCUUAUUGAGAAAGUUAUAGCAAGGAGAUCUUAUGUAGAUCAAAGAAAUAAGGGGGUUUGGGAAUUGCAAAGUCUGGUAAAUUUGAUCAAAGCCUUAGAGAUUUCAUCUGCUCAGUUAUCGGGGGCAGCUCACAAUUUACAACCACUGAGAUUAGCCAUUGCUGGUGGAUCUGCGGUUGGUGAUUGCUGCAACAGUUGCUCCACUUUAUCUGCUAUGUUGCUGCAUGGUCUUAAUUUGCAACCAUCGGUACAUUGUUAG